AUGUCAGCAACGCGCUGUCAGCUCCGAUGGGCAGUUAGACUGACAGCGUUUGCCGUCUUCUUUACAUUAUUUUAUGCUCGACAGUUUUUAAUCGACAAUCUGUGGCCACUCGCUCAAGCACCUGAAGAAUGUUUGUGUGGAGGAGAGAAUGUAGGUUUCUGAAAAUUUUUAAAGUGAAAAAAAAUUUAUAUUAAAAGUAAUUUUUUAGCCUAUAAUUAACUUUUAAGUCUAAAAUUGCAUUUUUAAGCUUAAAACUUUAUUUUUAAGCUUAAAUUUAAUUUUUUUAUUUAUAUUUAAAUAUCAGAUAUAAUAUUUAAGCCUACAUUUUGAUUUUUAAGUUUAAACUUUUAUUUCUGAACUUAAAAUUGUAUUUUUAGGCCUAAAACAUUCUUGUAAGCCUUGAAUUUUAUAUUUAAGUCCAUAUUUUCAUUUUUAAUCCUAAAAUUUCAUUUUAUGCUUAAAACAUUGUUUUUAAACCUAAGGCUUGCUUUUAAGCUUUUGAUUUUGUAUUUAAGCCUAGAACACAUUUUUAAGCCUAAAACACAUUUUUAAGCCUAAAACUUCAAUUUUAAGCCUAAAACUUCAAUUUUAAGCCUAAAACACUUUUUUAAGCCUAAAACUUCAAUUUUAAGCCUAAAAACAUUUUUAAGCCUAAAACUUCAGUUUUAAGCCUAAAACACAUUUUUAAGCUUAAGACUUUAUUUUUAGCAUAAAAUUUAUUAUUUAAGCUUUAAAUAUUCAUAAUUUUAAUAAAAUUUAAAAAACCAAAAACUUUCAAUAAUCAAAAAAAAUUUUUUUGUUUAUAUGUCAAAUUUUUUAAACGUUUUUUUUAGUUCUGUUUCAAAGGCGUCGACGAUGACGGUCACAUUGUAUUUGGCCGUAAGUUUCCAUGCACAGAGCAAAACCUGAAAAAUAUGAAAAAGUUGAACUUACUUCAAUCAGAUAUUGACUCGACAGAGGAAUAUCAACAUUUGAUUGGGCAUGGUUGGCAGCCUACUAUUGUUACUUAUGGCUCCGACAAAGUUUUUAAAUUAUUAAGGAAUUUGGCCGGAAAUAUGGCCAAAUAUUAUCCAUCUGCUAAGAUUGUGAUUUACGACUUUGGCCUUACUGAAGAGCAGGUUAGUAUAAGCCUAAGCUUUACAUUUAUUUUUUUUUUCAUUUGAUUUUAAGCUAUAGGGAGACUCUUGUAUAACGAGUUGCUUGGAGAUUUUAAAAUUGUUUUACCAAAGAGUCUCUUUUAAGUUUAAAACACAUUUUUUAAACCUAAAAUUCGUUUUUAAGCCUAAAGUUCAUUUUUAAGCCUAAAGGAAAACGUAUAAGCCUAAAAUUCAUUUUUCAAGCCUAAAAUUUGUUUUUAAGCUUAAAAUUUCAUUUCUAAACCUAAAAUUAAUUUUUAAACCUAAAAUUCAUUUUUAAGCCUAAAAUUUCAUUUUUAUACUUAAAUUCAUUUUUAAGCCUAAAACAAUAUUUUUAAAAAAUUCACUUUCAAUUUUCUCUUUUUUUAGAAAACAGAAAUAAAAUGGUGGUGCAAUUCAGGCCGAUCAGAAUUCGUCAUGACGGACUGGCCAGAGACUUUGCUAAGUCUAGGAGAACGAGCAUAUCAAUUUAUUGUACUAGACGCUAUGUCACGUUUUGAUGCUGUUAUAUAUGCUGAUCCUACCACUAGAUUCAAGUUUGACAAUGCUGGAGUGUCAGUUUCAUUAAUCGAUUACUUGUUCAAGAUCAAGUUUUCAUUUGCUCCACCAACUACGUUGAUGACUAUGACUAGUCAGACUGUGGCUUCUAUUACUCAUAAAGGUAGGGUAGGGUAGGGUAGAGUAGGGUAGGGUAGGGUAAACCUAUUUUUCCUUUUUAUGUUUUUAGGUAUGUACGAGUACUUGCCAGUACCAUACCAAGCGACCCAGAUGACUGCAAUGUCUGGAAAGUCAAUCUUCUUUGUAGAGUCAAAAUACACAAGGGAACUCAUGAAGUGGUAAAAACUUUCUUUACAAAAUAGAAAAUGGAAAAAACUUUCUUUACAAAAUAGAAAAUGGCAAGAACUUUCUUUAUAAAACAAAAAAUGGCAAGAACUUUUUUUACAAAAUAUUAAAUGGCAAGAACUUUUUUUACAAAACAAGAAAUAGCAAGAACUUUCUUUACAAAACAAAAUUCCAGGUGGUACCUCUGUUCAACCACUCCCGAAUGCCUAGCCCCUCACAAUGCCACAGCUGACUGUACCCAGCUCACUGACAAUCCGUCAAAGAACGUUCAUUGUCAUCAUUCGGCCGAAUCCUUCUGGAAUCUCUACGAAAUCGCUCAUUUGUUCGGCGAACAAAAAGCGGCCGUCAGAUAUGAUAUGGCACCACGGUGGAGUGAAAUUACCCCAAGUCUUGUACAACGCGUUGAUAGCAGUCGCAGCUCAAUGUUAAGGAAACUGACACCAGAUCGAGUGGAAUAUCGACUGGAUGAGAGAGAGGAACAGUUGAGGUUGCCAUGCAUGGGAGAACGCCCGUGGUACGGGUGGUUUUUGGAGGGAAAACAGUACGAAACUGAAUAG
Bursaphelenchus okinawaensis is the source of this 2536-nucleotide messenger RNA. The record is from the annotation of a GenBank genome assembly. NCBI's taxonomy places the organism in Eukaryota, Metazoa, Nematoda, Chromadorea, Rhabditida, Aphelenchoididae.